CUUUAAAAACAGAAAGACAACUAAGCAACGAAAAUAUAUGGGCGAAGUUGUAAACGUGUAUCCAAAUUAGGGUACAAAGUGUAAACCAGCAUCCUUGUUCGUAAUUUUCGAACCUCUCUCUCCUGUCCAAUUGCUGUAAGAAUUAUCGCAAUUCAGCUCAGUUCUCAAUGAAACUGCUAACCCUAACCCAAAUUUUCUCAGGCCCGUGCCCAAUUUCAACAUUUCUCAGAACCUCAGUCCUGUGCUUCCCUUUAUUUUGACGGGUAAAGGUAACAACUUGAAUAUAUAGUACAAAUUAUACUUGCAUGAAAAUGUAGCCUGAUAAUGGUCCGUCCAAGUUACUAUUGUUUUACUCUAUGCAUUUUACUAUCAAAUUUCUCGGAUACCCAUUUGUACUUGAAUGUGUUUUUUUAGCAUAGUAUAAUUUUAGUUGUGGACAAUGGAGCUCGAACCGUUGGGAAUCAGGAAUGAUGUGAUUGAAUUUGAUAUGUUUAGCUUAGGAGUAGGAGACGAAACCAUUGACAUUGAACACCCUAUUGAAGGAGGGGAAAAUAAUCAAUUAAUGGAACCUUUUGAUGGUAUUGUUAGUGGUAGAAUUUCUGGUGAAGUUUAUGGGGAUAGGAAUCUUGAACCUUAUGAAGGAAUGGAGUUUGAGUCGGAAGAGGCUGCGAAAGCCUUCUAUAAUUUGUAUGCACGUAGGGUAGGGUUUAGUACGCGUGUUAGCAUGUCUAGGAGGUCUAGGCGUGAUGGGGCUAUUAUUCAGAGGUCGUUUGUUUGUGCAAGAGAGGGGUUUCGUGUUGAGAAGGAGAAGCCUGAGCGUGAUGGCGGUGGUGCUAGGAUUAAGAGACCCCGAGCUGAGACUAGGGUCGGGUGUAAGGCGAUGUUAGUUGUUAAGAUUCAGAAUUUGGGGAGAUGGGUUGUGUCAGGAUUUGUAAAAGAACAUAACCAUGAGCUUGUUCCACCUGAUAAGGUGCAUUGCCUGCGUUCACACCGACAUGUGUCGGGACCAGCUAAAUCGCUGAUUGAUACAUUACAGGGAGCUGGAAUUGGUCCGAGUGGGAUAAUGUCUACCUUGAUCAAGGAGUAUGGUGGAAUUAGGAGUGUUGGAUUUACGGAACGUGAUUGUAGAAAUUACAUGAGAAGUAGUAAACAGAGAACUCUUGGGGGUGAUACCCAAACUCUCCUUGAUUAUUUGAAACAAAAGCAUUUGGAAAAUCCAUCGUUUUUCUAUGCUGUUCAAGGAGAUGAGGAUCAUUGUAUGAGUAAUAUCUUUUGGGCUGACCCUAAGGCUCGGAGUAAUUUUAGUUAUUUCGGUGAUACUGUCACUUUUGACACCGCUUACAGAUCAAACAGGUAUCGGUUACCAUUUGCCCCAUUCACAGGGGUAAAUCAUCAUGGACAGCCAGUGCUAUUUGGUUGUGCUCUCUUAAUAAAUGAAUCCAAGGCAUCUUUUAGUUGGUUGUUUAGUACUUGGCUGACGGCAAUGUGUGGGAAGCCGCCAGUCUCAAUCACAACUGACCAUGAUCGAGUGAUUCGGUUGGCUGUUAAACAGGUUUUCCCCGAAGCACGUCACAGGUUCUGCAAAUGGCAUAUUUUCAAAGAAUGCCAAGAGAAGUUGUCCCACGUGCUCUCUGAGAAUAUUAAUUUUGAAGCAGAAUUUCAUAAAUGUGUAAGCUUGACGGAGUCCAUUGAAGAGUUUGAAGCUUGUUGGUUUACCCUGAUUGAUAAGUAUGAUCUUGGGGAAAAUGAGUGGCUUCAAGCUAUUUACGCUGAUCGCAAGCAAUGGGUCCCGGUCUAUUUGAGGGAUACAUUCUUUGCAGAAAUGUCUAUAAUGCAGCAUAGUGACAGUAUAAAUUCAUAUUUUGAUGGGUAUGUGAAUGCAUCAACUACUCUUCAACAAUUCAUUAAGCUGUAUGAAAAGGCUGUAGAGAGUCGCUACGAGAAGGAAGUUAAAGCAGAUUACGACACAAUGCAUAUUGGCCCUGCUCUGAAGACCCCGUCACCCAUGGAGAAGCAAGCUGCUGAGAUUUAUACAAGGAAACUGUUCAUAAAGUUUCAAGAGGAGCUCGUUGAAACACUCACAUUCUUGGCAACUAAAGUUGAUGAUAAUGAAGCAACAACUGUAUUUCAGGUGGCUAAAUUCGGGGAGAGUCAUAAGUCUUACGUAGUUCACUACAAUGUCAGGGAAAUUAAAGCGUCGUGUAGCUGUCAGAUGUUUGAAUAUUCCGGUCUCCUUUGCCGGCAUAUACUAACAGUCUUCAGAGUCACCAAUGUUCUCACGCUUCCUCCAUGUUAUGUUUUAAAGCGUUGGACUAGGAACGCUAAAAGUGGUCUCAUGUUGGAAGAACAGACCUGUAAUUUGUUAAAUAGUUGUCAGGAAUCUUUUAAUGUCAGAUAUAACAAUCUUCAGCGAGAAGCCUUCAAAUAUGUAGAUGAAGGUGGGAAAGAUGAGGAAUGUUACCAGGUGGCUAUGGAUGCCUUGCGAGAAGCUGCAAAUAAAGUUGCUAUUGUUAAGAAAACCUGUGCGGGAGUUUCUAAUUCUGGUGGAACUUGCAAAGGAGUGUUUGCCACUCAGGAGAGCCAUGUAAAUAAUCCUUUCGAGGCUCGUCAAUUGAGUGGAGGUCCUUCAACGCCUGUGGAUGAACAGGACAAGAAAAUACAGAAACUUACAUGGAAGCUGGAACGUGCAAGACAAAAAUGUGAAUUAUAUCGGACUAACUUAAUGACGGUCUUGAAAGAUAUUGAGCAGCAGAAGCUUCAGUUAACAGUUAAAGUUCAGAGUAUUAAGUUAGGCAUGAAAGGUUAAAAUUGUCUGUUUUGUGUAUUUGAAUGAAUCUACAAUCCACGACGCCCUAGACCCACACACAACUAUUAUUCUUUAGUUUUUUCUGCUAGAGUGAUAGAUUUUAUGCUAUAUUUACUCUACCUAUCUAUUAAGUUGUUCACCGAA
Messenger RNA from Nicotiana attenuata, 2950 nucleotides. Its product is annotated as protein FAR1-RELATED SEQUENCE 5-like. Gene Ontology annotation, molecular function: zinc ion binding. The transcript has 2 exons. Gene Ontology annotation, biological process: regulation of DNA-templated transcription. The record is from RefSeq and is a predicted model, not a curated record. The coding region runs from base 440 to 2806 and encodes 788 amino acids. Lineage: Eukaryota; Viridiplantae; Streptophyta; Magnoliopsida; Solanales; Solanaceae.